AUGACUCUUGUCGAACGCAACACAGAAACACGACCAGAAAUCGCGCGCCGCUCUGUCAUCGACUCGGAUGCCGUUGUUGGAUUUGCGGAGACUGUUCCAGACGAUACUCUCGGCACGGCCUAUGAAGCUUACCAACCAUACCUUUAUAUCGUUAACGGAUGCGUGCCUUUCCCUGCUGUUAAUGCUGAAGGAAAUACUAGUGGUGGUUUAAAACCGACCGGUGCUUCUGAUGGAGAUUGCAGUAGCAGUACGGGUCAGAUAUACAGCCGCGGGGAGGCAUACGGUGAUUACUUCGCCAUCUUGUAUUCUUGGUACAUGCCAAAAGACGAACCAUCAGAUGGCAUCGGCCACCGCCACGACUGGGAAGGAGUCAUUGUAUGGCUGACUAGUGAAUCUUCUACCACAGCCGACAAUAUCGUUGCCGUCUGCCCCUCAGCACAUGGUGGCUGGGACUGCACAACUGACGAAUUUUCGCUCUCUGGAACUGGACCUUUGAUCAAGUACCAGAGCUAUUGGCCUUUGGACCACUCUUGUGGCCUGACAACUACUGUGGGAGGUCAGCAGCCAUUGAUUGCGUGGGAGAGUCUACCAACAGUGGCUCAGACGGCAUUGGCUGAUACGGAUUUUGGAAGUGCAAUUGUUCCCUUUAUCGACUCUACUUUCGAGAGUAAUCUGGCGAAGUGCUCGUUUUGA
Molecule: messenger RNA, 693 nt
Organism: Mollisia scopiformis
Lineage: Eukaryota; Fungi; Ascomycota; Leotiomycetes; Helotiales; Mollisiaceae
Product: putative NPP1 domain protein
Exons: 3
Coding region: 1-693 (230 amino acids)
Source: RefSeq, a predicted model, not a curated record